AUGAAUUACUAAAAUGAGAAGAAUGAAGAUUUUUAUAGCAUUUUAGCUCCUUUAAAAGUUUUUAAUGAAUCAGUCUUCCCUGUUCUCAUUAAAAUAUUCAAAAGAGAUAAAAUUUAAGACUGUUUAGGAUUUCUCUCAAAAGUUCAAUAUCAAUGCCAAACCCAAUUGGAAAUAUUUGAGGUCGAAAAUUUUUUACUUGUUGAUAAGGGGUAGAUUCAAAAUUUUGAAAAUGCUGAUAUUAAGAAAAUAAUUACAAUUCUAAAAAUAAUUAAAGAUCAUGAGUUUAAUGACCAGAAUUACUCAAUAAGAAAAUAUUAAAAAAUUAAAUAAGAUCUAAUUAUGAAAAUAUCUUGGGAUAAGAGGAUCAUAGAAUUUUUAAAAUUUUUAGUUCAUCUUACGUCCUUAGAUGAAAGUUAUAUUUCUUGUGGAUCGAAUUCUCUUCAUUUAUUAGUUGAGAUGAAGGUUGAUUUGAAGAGACAAUCUUUGGAAAAUAUUAAAAUUAAAAACACUUCACUUUUAGGAGCGAAUUUUUUCAAAUGUAAUUUAAGCGGAUCUGAAUUUGACAACGUCAUUAUAAGUGGGAUGAAUUUAAAUGGUGCUAAAUUAUUUAAUUGUAAAUGGAAGAAUUUAGGAAGUAAUGAGGGAGUGGAGUUAAAUGGUCAUGAAGAAAGUGUUAAUUAAGUAUGCUUUUCUCCAGAUGGUCAUUCAUUAGUUUCAAGUAGUGAUGAUAAUUUCAUUCGUUUUUGGGAUGUUAGAACAGGGAAAAUUCAUUUUGUUAUUUAAGGAAUGAGCGAAGUAAAAUCAGUCUGCUUCUCACAAAAUGGGAAUACAUUAGCUUCUAGCAGCGAUGAAUUUGUGUAUUUAUGGAAUCUUAAAAAAAGGAAGUAGAUUUCUAAAUUGAUUGGUUAUAAAGGUGAGGUAAAAUCAGUCUGUUUCUCUCCUGAUGGUAUUAUAUUAGCAUCUUGCGGUGACAAUAAAUCUAUUCUAUUAUGGAAUGUUAAGACAAGAAAAUAAAAAGCCAAAUUCCAUGGGCAUACUAGUUGCGUUAAUGCAAUCUGUUUUUCUCCUGAUAGUACUACAUUAGCUUCUGGUGGUGACGAUAAGUCUAUCCGUUUAUGGAACGUUAAGACAGGAUAAUAAAAAGUAAAAUUACAUGGUUACAAUAAUUGUGUUUAUUCCAUCUCCUUCUCUCCUGAUGGUACAACAUUAGCAUCUGUUGGUAGUGAUAACUCUAUCCGAUUAUGGGAUGUUAAGACAGGUUAUUAAACAGGUGAGCUAGAUGGCUAUAAUAGUUCAAUAAAUUAGAUCUGUUUCUCUCCUGAUGGUACUAUAUUAGCAUUUGGAGGUGUUGAUAAUUCUAUCAGUUUAUUGGAAAUUAUGGCAGGAAAAUAACUAGCCAAAUUAGAUGGUCAUAAUAAUGCUAUAAGUUCAGUUUGUUUCUCUCCUGAUGGUACUACAUUAGCAUCUGGUAGUUUAGAUUAAUCUAUCCAUUUAUGGGAUGUUAAGGCGGCAUAAUAAGAAGCCAAUAUAGAUGGUCAUACUGGUGGUGUUAAUUCAGUCUGUUUCUCUUCUGACGGCACUAUAUUAGCAUCUGGUAGUUCAGAUAUGUCUAUUCGCUUAUGGAAUGUUAAGAAAGGAUAUUAAAAAGCAAAAUUAGAUGGUCAUCUAAAUAAUGUCUAGUCAGUCUGUUUCUCUCCUGAUUAAAAUACAUUAGCAUCUUGUGGUUCUGAUUACUCUAUUCGCUUAUGGGAUGUUACAAUUGGAUAGCAAAAAGCAAAAUUAGAUGGCCAUACUGAUGCUGUCAGUUCAGUUUGCUUCUCACCGGACGGUACUACAUUAGCAUCUGGAAGUUAUGAUUAAUCUAUUCGUUUAUGGGAUUUUAAGACAGGAUAUGAAAAAGCUAAAUUGGAGUAUAAUAAAGGUUAUGUUUAUUCAGUCUGUUUCUCUCCUGAUGGUACUAUAUUAACCUCUAGUGGUAGUGACAACUCUAUAUAUUUAUGGGAAGCAAACACAGGAAUACAAAAAGCAAAAUUAGACGGUCAUUAUAAAGGAAUUCUUUCAGUGUGUUUCUCUCCUGAUGGUAAUUUAUUAGCAUCUGGUAGUUCAGAUAAGUCUAUCCGUUUAUGGGAUGUUAAGACAGGAUAAUAAAAAGCCAUAUUUGAUGGUCAUACUAAGCAAGUUCUCUCAGUAUGUUUCUCUCCUGAUGGUAAUAUAUUAGCAUCUGGUGGCUAUGAUAACUCUAUCCGUUUAUGGGAUAUUAAAACGGGCUAGUAAAAAGCCUAAUUAGAGGGUCAUAGUAAAAGUGUUCGAUCUGUCUGUUUCUCUCCUGAUGGUACUACAUUAGCAUCUGGUAGUGAUGAUUAAUGUCUCCGUUUAUGGGAUGUUGUGACAGAAAACUAAUAAGACAAAUUAAAGGGUCAUUGUGAUAGAAUUUGGCCAGUCUAUUUCUCUCCUGAUGGUAAUAUAUUAGCAUAUAGUAAUUAUGAUUUUUCAAUUUGUGUAUGGGAUGUAAAGACGGGAUAAUAAAAAACAAAAUUAGAUGGUCAUACAAGUAACGUCUGCUCAAUCUGCUUCUCUCCUGAUUGCAAUACAUUAGCAUCUGGGAGUGUUUAGGAUUCUAUCUUUUUAUGGGAUUUGUAAUCUGGGAAGAGAUUCCUCCAAUCAGAUAAUUGUUUUAAAGAUAUUCUAGUGUAACUCCCAUCAUUUAAAAAUAUUAUUCUUCCAGAGAGUAGUAUUUAUUAAUUCAUCUUUAGCUGCCUCUAAUGUUUCAAUUCUUCGAAUAUCACAGAGUCAGACAUUAGAAACCUAAGGAGCAUUAAUAUUGAAAGGAGAAUUUGUAAAUUCUCAAGGAGCUGAUUUACUAUAAUUAUUCAAAGCUAAAGGAAGUUGCAUUUUACAAAGCCAAGAUAUAUUACAAGAAAAACACAAAUGA
Molecule: messenger RNA, 2932 nt
Organism: Paramecium octaurelia
Lineage: Eukaryota; Ciliophora; Oligohymenophorea; Peniculida; Parameciidae
Source: the annotation of a GenBank genome assembly